Solanum stenotomum is the source of this 2319-nucleotide messenger RNA. RefSeq names its product probable beta-D-xylosidase 7. Gene Ontology annotation, molecular function: xylan 1,4-beta-xylosidase activity; alpha-L-arabinofuranosidase activity. The record is from RefSeq and is a predicted model, not a curated record. Gene Ontology annotation, biological process: arabinan catabolic process; xylan catabolic process. Lineage: Eukaryota; Viridiplantae; Streptophyta; Magnoliopsida; Solanales; Solanaceae. The transcript is spliced from 6 exons. Gene Ontology annotation, cellular component: plant-type cell wall. The coding region runs from base 1 to 2319 and encodes 772 amino acids.
AUGGGACUCCAUAAAAUUAUUGUGAUCACCAUUAUCAUUUCCUUUCUCAGUAAUACUGAAUCAACUUGUCUUCCAUUUUCAUGUGACACAUCCAAUCCAGAUACCAUAAAAUUACAAUUCUGUAAUUCCUCAUUACCCGUCGAUCAAAGAGUAGAUGAUCUCAUUUUACGCCUGAAUUUGGAUGAGAAAAUAUCACAAUUGGGUAACACUGCACCAGCCAUUCCUCGGCUAAAUAUCCCUGCUUAUGAGUGGUGGUCGGAGGCGUUACAUGGCCUAUCUAUGGAAGGAUUAGGGGUGAAAUUUAAUGGAAGUAUUAAAGCUGCAACUCAGUUCCCUCAGAUCAUUCUUACUGCUUCUACUUUUGAUGAACCUCUCUGGUAUCGCAUUGCUCAGGCAAUUUCGAGAGAGGCAAGAGCAGUGUACAAUGCAGGUGAACUAAAGGGAAUGACAUUUUGGGCACCAAAUGUGAACAUAUUAAGGGAUCCAAGAUGGGGAAGAGCACAAGAAACAGCUGGGGAAGACCCGAUGAUGGUAGGAAAAUAUGCAGUGGCUUAUGUAAGAGGACUUCAGGGGGAUAGUUUUGAAGGUGGGAAGCUCAAAGAUGGGCAUCUUCAAGCUUCAGCUUGCUGCAAGCACUUUGCUGCUCAAGAUUUGGAUUAUUGGAAUGGCCAUCAUCGCUUCACCUUCGAUGCUCAAGUUACACCACAGGAUAUGGCAGAUUCAUUUCAACCACCAUUCAAGACUUGUGUGGAAGAAGGAAAAGCUACCAGUCUAAUGUGUGCUUAUAGUCGUCUCAAUGGGGUCUCAAACUGCGCUAACUAUGAUCUCCUGACCACGACUGCUCGCAGACAGUGGGGUUUCAAUGGUUACAUUGUAUCAGAUUGUGAUGCAAUUCGCGUUAUGCGUGAUUCCCAUGGAUACACAGCUGAAGAUGCAGUUGCAGCUUCUCUCAAAGCUGGUAUGGAUGUGAACUGCGGUUCAUUCGUGGCAAACUACACAAGAUUAGCUUUGGAGAAACAAAAAUUACAAGAAUCUGAUAUAGACAGGGCUCUUUGCAAUAUUUUCUCCAUUAGAAUGAGGUUAGGACUAUUCAAUGGUGAUCCAAAAAAACUGGAAUACGGUGACAUUUCUCCUGCAGAGAUUUGUAGUCAAGAGCACCAGGAUCUAGCCCUUGAAGCAGCAAGAAAUGGCAUUGUCCUUCUAAAAAAUUCUGCCAAACUCCUUCCACUUUCUAAGAUAAAAACAACAUCCCUUGCUAUAAUAGGUCCAAAAGCAAACAAUUCCGAAUUACUUUUAGGUAAUUAUGCAGGCAUUCCCUGCAAAAAUGUUUCGUUACUCCAAGGAUUUCAAGGCGUUGUGAAAAACAUAGGCUACCAUCCAGGCUGCAAUUUUGUCAACUGUACUUCUGCUGCAAUAGAUGAAGCAGUAGAUGUUGCUAAAAAGGCUCAGUAUGUUGUUUUAAUAAUGGGAUUAGACCAGCAAGUGGAGAGGGAGAACUGGGAUCGCGUAGAUUUAGGACUACCUGGACAACAAGAGAUUCUUAUUAACGCAGUAGCUGAGGCUGCUGUAGAACCUGUUAUACUAGUGUUAGUAAGUGGAGGUCCUAUUGAUAUUUCUUUUGCCAAGAACCACCUGAAAAUCGGAAGCAUCUUGUGGAUUGGUUAUCCUGGAGAAGGUGGAGCAGCUGCACUAACACAGAUUCUUUUUGGUGAACAUAAUCCAGGGGGAAGGUUACCAGUAACAUGGUAUCCUAAGGACUUCAUAAAAGUACCAAUGACAGACAUGAACAUGAGGCCUAAUUCAUCGACUGGAUAUCCAGGGCGAACUUACAAAUUCUACAAAGGGCCAAAAGUUUAUGAAUUUGGCUAUGGUCUUAGCUACACAAAUUAUUCAUACAACAUCACAUCUGUUAGUCAUGACAAACUCUAUUUCAUUAACCAAACAUCAUCAGACGAGAGAAGAAAACACGGUUCACAUAUUCAUAAUAUUGCAGUUUCGAAAUUUGGCUCAGAGGUUUGCAACAAGGUGAAGAUAUCAGUUAAGGUUGUGGUGAAAAACAAGGGGAAAAUAGGUGGUAAACAUCCUGUGUUGUUGUUUGUUAGGCAUUCUAAAGUGAAGAAUGAUGAAGUUCCAAGAAAGCAGUUGAUUGGAUUCAAAAGUGUACAUUUAGGUGCAAGAGAAAAAAGUAAGAUUAAAUUUAUUGUGAGCCCUUGUGAACACUUUAGCAGGGCUAAUAAGCAUGGUAUAUCAGUAAUUGAUGAAGGCAAAUAUUAUCUUGUUGUGGGAGAUAAGAAAUAUCCUGUUACUGUUUCUAUAUGA